This is a messenger RNA of Chrysochloris asiatica (Cape golden mole), 3615 nucleotides long. RefSeq names its product spermatogenesis-associated protein 31D1-like. The coding region runs from base 1 to 3615 and encodes 1204 amino acids. NCBI's taxonomy places the organism in Eukaryota, Metazoa, Chordata, Mammalia, Afrosoricida, Chrysochloridae. The transcript has a single exon. The record is from RefSeq and is a predicted model, not a curated record.
AUGCCAAUCUCACAGAAGCCUGCCCUUGAGAGCUCAUCUCUAGCCAUUGUUAGAAAUGUGCCAACAAUAAGAGGCAUCAACUGUUCAAGACGUUCUAUUUCUGAGUUCUCUUCCUGGCAGGCAGAUACCUGUGCCACAUUACUUCUGCCCACAUUAUCACACUCUGAUAUUCGACAAGAACAUGUUUCACUCUCUCAGUCAGAAACCUGUCUCUGGAGAAACUCUGAAACCAAGCCUAUAAAAGACGAGGGUCUUUCUAUUCUUGGUCCUAAUGCCCAGCCACUCUCAGAAAGGCAGAUAAAAAGGAGAAUGCCUUUACUGAUUUUGGAGAUGAAAGAACAACAUGAAGGGCUAUUUCCAAAGCAAAUGUUGGCAGAAUACCCACUGACAUCUUCAAGGAAUGUAUGGCCACCACCUACUGGUGACCUGGACACUCCAGCUCUCCAAACUGGCUGGAAUACUGAAGGCAAACCACAGCAGCUGCAUAUCUGUCAACAGCUCCUAUAUGUCAAGACCUUAGGGGGAAACUUGCAGCAGAAAUACAGCCAGCUUUUCUGGGGUCUCCCUUCUCUUCACAGUGAGUCCCUUGUGGCUAAUGUGUUGGUGUCUGGUAGCUGCUUGCCACUAGAGUCUUCCUUUGUUUUAUUCAAUGGAAUCUGUAAACAUCUCAUAGUCCAAGAGCAGGAUAAAGAACUCCCAGCAUAUCCCAAGACUCAUCCUCUUGGCAACCCCAGUGUACAUUUCCAACACUUGCCUCCAACCCAGUCCCAAUCCCAUUCCCUGCACGUCUCACAGAUUCAGCCCCAGACUCACCUUCAACCCUCACUCCCAAUCCUACCCAGUACUUCUGUACCCGAGAUUAGGGCCUGUGGAGUGUGUUUCCAUAGACCCCAGAAUGAAACCAAAUCUGACCUCUCGCAUAAAUUUCAGCACCUAGAACGCCACUUAUUGAAGAAGCAACAGGAAAGUUUGUGGGGUUUAGCCCAUGUAUUCCAAAGAUCUCAAGAAGCCUUUUGUCCUCCAGCUCCCAGUCUUCCUCUGGUCAGCCAGUCCUCCCAGGCCUGUGCUCCAGUUUCUAUCAUUUCUGGGCAUUUUCCUGUUAAUACUGAACCUCAGGAGAAACUAGUGCUACACGUCCCAAAGAAACUAGUCCCACAUGAGUGUCUCCACAUCUGUAGAGAGCAAGAAUCACUGGCACUGAUGCAGCCUCUGUGCAGACUAAUAGAAACAUCUCAACAGAAUUGUAGACAUACUCACUCACAAUGCUCUGGGUUUAAGGACCAGAGCAGCACAGAUCUGGAAGAGUUUGAACUGAAUUACUCGGGAAUUAUCCUUGACAGGAGUUCAUCAAAAUUUCCUCUAAAGAAGGGCCUGGGAAACAGUUUUGGACAUAGUCUGGUGAAGGGUUCAUCAAGGGUCUCAGAAAACUAUGUAGCCAACAGCCUAGGUACUAUCUCUGAGGAGACACAAGGGGACUGGGUAUGUCACUCAAGGAAAGACUUGGGGAAUAAAUCACUAAAUAUCUCACAGGAAAGCAUAGAUGAGGAACAAAUGAAAUGGAGCCUAAACUUACAUUUGUUCAAGAAAUUUUGGCAGAUCAGUGAGUGCAAGAUCCCUGUAAGUGUGUGCCGUUCAUGGCUUGCUGAUGAGAGUAUGUUGCCUCUUUCUGACAAUAUGGAAAAUACAAACGUGGCACCAUCAGCAGGUAGGAAAUGCUGCCAGAUUAACCCUCUGAAGCUGACCUUCCUUGAUCCUGACACUCGACACAUGCUAGAAGACCAUAUUAUACAAUUUCGAGUGAGUCAGAAGUGGGGUCUACCUCUCAAGGUCCGUGAAUCCAUCAGAUUCUAUACAUUGAGAGAAGCCAAAUCAUGGCCUCUUCCACAAUUCGACAUACCCUCCUCAGUCACCUCUACUUCUGGAAUAAAUUCCAAAGUCAAGGUUUCCAAACCUCUUGGAAGAAAUCCUCAAGCUUUACAGGGAGACAGUGAAUUAACCAAUUCAAUUCCCAUCCUGGAUUGUCUUCAAACUACCACCUCACCUGUGGGUAAGGAAGAGCAGGAGGCCCCCAAACAAUCACUCUCUAAUAUCAGUCAUGCACUUGUAGAUGACUUCCAGACAACUGAAGAUGGGAAGCAGAGUUUUAUGACCCCCAAAUACAGUAUUAUAGACAAAAUGAACCAGAACAAGACAGUACAAUAUCCAACAAUACCCAACAGACAUUCAGAGCUUCCUACAAAUCAGGCUGGAGUUGGCCAUGAGUCAAGGGAUAAUAAGCUAGUGAGUCCCAGCGAUAGAGUAGAAACGCUUCAGGGCAAAAACUUGGAGGAGAAUUUAGAACAUUUUUCCAUGGCCAAUGUGUCCAGAGAGAUAUUCAAAGCUGAGGAGCUCCUUGCUCUUGAAUCACAAUCUAGGGACAUUUUGACAACUAAAGAGCUGGAAAACUACCAGAUGAUAAAUGUGGAUACCAAUAAAGCAGAAACUACCUUUACCACUGUCGUCCCACCAUUGUCAAGAAUGUCAGUUCCCCAAGAUCCUGAACUAUCAUACCUUCAAAAACCACUGGUAAGUGAGCUAAAGUUUAAAUUGGAGGGCCAGGAACAUAGUCAGGUUCAGAGUUAUUCUACUAAUACAUCUCUUACCUCAGAUAGUAUGGAUUCGACUUCUUUCCUGAUGCAUGCCCAGAGUGUCCCCUGGGGUUACAUUGAAGUUUCCCAGGGACUGAAUGUCCAUGCAGAAUGCAAAAGCAUUAGCAUGGAGCAGAGGCAGAAGUCCUGGACCUCUAAAUAUGUCUUUGGGAAGUGGGAUGACGAGAAUUUCUCACCAACUGCAGGGAGAGUGAACCUUCAGAGGCCCAGAGCAGGACAGUACAGAAAAGAAGAUUUAGGAUUAGGGACAUCCAAAGCCAGAACAAAGAGCUACCCUAUCCAGGUCAAGAAAUCAGAAACCCGUGAGAGCAACUCUGACCAGUACCUGUCACAGAAGGAAGAAUCUCCUCAAGAAAAUUUCUUCAGAAAAAAGAUGAGGCAAUUUUUUCAGUGGAUCCAUUCCAAGAAGCAGGACUCUCUCCUGCAAAAAGCCAAGUUCGUAUUGGCUUCUGUGCAGAACCAAGACUCAGGUGAAAGUAUGAACUGUGGUGAUUCUGAAGCUCAGGAGCUCAUGGCAGCCAUUGGGAAUAUGCUGGAGGAGAAACUGGGAUGUAGGCAAGGACUUCAGCAGACAGCAGCACCACAUGCCACUGAGGGACGUUCCUCCAACAACAGGAUACUUACCUCUCCAGAGCAAAGGGAAGUGUCCAAUACCAACCCAGGCAGCCAAAAAGCUGUCCCUGUCAGCCAAAGUAGUCCUACACAUGAUAAGCAGAUCAGAGACAGGAACAUAUAUCCCCAGAAAUUGAAGAGAUUCAAAGAUCAGUUACUGAGUUAUUCCCCUUCCCCAUCCCCUAGAGAACCUGUGUCCCAUGAAGACCCUAGCACCAUGCAUCAAAUAUGUCAGGUGCCUCAGGCCACCCUUCUCAAUGUUGAAGGCACUGUGCUCAGAGACCUGUCUCUUCUCUUUAGACAGAAAAUGCUUCUUCAGCACUUCCAGGGAGGGAAAUGUCCCCCUAUAGAAUAA